CGACCAUCGGACGCCAUCACCACAACACCAACAUAGUCUGAGUCUGUCUGCAAGUCUGAUUUGCCCCAGUCUUAGCUCUUUAACCCAAGCACCAUCAAGUCUGAUUCCAAGGGACAAAGUUUAAGUCUAAAUUGAGAGUGAGGAGUGAUGUGCCGCCUCACAAGACUGAUCGGUCGACCAACAGCAAGAGAAAUCUUCAGGGAUCUCCUCUCUUAUGAUGAAUAACAAACAGAAAAAGAUUAUUUAACUCAGAAGCCCAAGGAAUUACAUCAAAAGAAAAUUUUUGUAUACAAUAAAUGAUUGGAUUUGAAUGCAGAACUGGAAUGCCUUCAUUCUCUGAAGAUUGUAAAAUGUUAAACAAGUUUGACGUUUCAUCUUUCUGUUAAGCACUGUAUUCUAACACUCGAAGGCUUCGUUCAUAAAAUAUUGGAGCAACAAUAUUAGAAUAAACUCUUGUACGAACUUAUACCUCAUACUUUAUGCAUUAAAUAAUGUGUAAAGAUAUGCAGACAUGAAAGCGGUAUUUACUGUCACAUUGUCUCGUAACAUUUCUCUGAACUCAAAGAAUUAAUCCACUAGAAGCAAUGUUUUAUUUAAUAGUAAAUUUAAGAAUGGCAUGACAGUAAAAUGCCUAUAACGAGGACUGGAAGUAAGAACCUUUUGAGGAUGAGUGUAGAGAACAGUGUUGUUGAUUCACAUAGUAAUAAAGAAACCUGUGAAGAAAGUAGUAAUAAUACUGUUAGUGGUGCAAGUAGUAAAGACAGUGCUAAGAGUUUAGAAAAUUAUAAAGACUGUGUAACAUUGUCAAAAAGUAGUAAAGACUGUGCAAAGAAAUCAGAAAGUAGUAAAGACAAUGCUAAGGGCACAGAAAGUAGUAAAGACUGUGUAAAGGAAUCUGAAAGUAGUAAAGACAAUGCUAAGGGCACAGAAAGUAGUAAAGACUGUGUAAAGGAAUCUGAAAGUAGUAAAGACAAUGCUAAGGGCACAGAAAGAAGUAUAGACUGUGCAAAGGAAUCUGAAAGUAGUAAAGACAAUGCUAAGGGCACAGAAAGAAGUAAAGACUGUGCAAAGGAAUCUGAAAGUAGUAAAGACUGUGUAAAGGAAUCAGAAAGUAGUAAAGACAAUGCUAAGGGCACAGAAAGUGCUAAAGACUUUGCAAAGGAAUCUGAAAUUAGUAAAGACUGUGUAAAGGAAUCAGAAAGUAGUAAAGACUGUGCAAAGGAAUCUGAAAGUAGUAAAGACUGUGCAAAUGAAUUAGAAAGUAGUAAAGACAAUGCUAAGGGCACAGAAAGUAGUAAAGACUGUGCAAAGAAAUCUGAAAGUAGUAAAGACAAUGCUAAGGGCACAGAAAGUAGUAAAGACUGUGCAAAGGAAUCUGAAAGUAGUAAAGACAAUGCUAAAGGUAUAAAGAGUAGUAGAGACUGUGCAAAUGGACCAGAAAGUCUUAAAGAUGAUGCUAAAGGUACAGAAAGCAGCGAAGGCUGUCGCAAGGAGUCAGAAAGUAUUAACCAGGGAUGCCAUAAGAAUCAUGAUGAGAAACCCGCAGAAGCAAAACAGAGUGAUGUUGCAGUCAUUGAAAACUAUGCUGGGGGGUCAGAAAGUGACCAGAGGUGCUAUGAGAAGAGACCAGCAGAAGCAACACUCAUCAAUGACUGUAUCGAAGAUGUAUCAGAGGAGGAAACUGAGCUGGAUUUACUCAAUAUGGAGGAUUUUGAAGUGGUAGAUGCUUUUGAGGUUGAAGAGGAUCCAUCUGAACUGUGCCAUGGGAGUCCACUACCAACCUCUGGUGCUGAAAAACACACCAGGAACACACAAGUUACACACACAAGUACUGCAACAACAGAUAAAAGCAACAGGAGCAGAGAGAUUGGGGAUAAGCGAAGCAGAGUCCAUAGCUCUAAAGAUUCUUCAGAAUUACGUAAUGAGCGAAAGAGUAGUGAGUCCUCCAGAAGACAUAAGAGAGAUGAUUCAAGAGGCUCGGGAAAUUCUCGUGGGAGAUUCGAUACUCGUCAUGACCAGAGGAAAAAUCGUUCGGACAGACCAGUUGAUAAGCAUCAUUCUGUAAGGUCAUCUAAUCACAGAUCCAAUAGAAAGCGAGAUUACUGUAAAUCAAAAGACAGGAACAGUGACAGUAAGAGAGUCUGUGUCAGAGAGGAGAAAAAUUAUCGUGAAAAAGAAAGUUCUCAGAAGUUAAGAAAUAAACAGACAAACUCGCAACUAUCUAACAAACAGAAUGAAAUAAAUAUACGAAACAUAUCACAGAAUAAUGAUCAGAAAGUUAGUAUAAAUAAGAGAGAUGCAAGUGACCAUGGAAGAGAAGCAGCAAGUGCAAGUUGUGGUUCUAAGAAAGUUGAAAAAAAUGAAUUAGAAUCAAAGCUUGAUUGUCAUAAAGUCAAUGAAAGGUCAGACAGUAUUUUAGAUUUUCUACUAGAAAAAGACCUGGCUCAGGGAGAUAGCUCUAUUGAUAGAGAAUUAAGUCAAGUAAUUGAUGACAGAAAACAGAAAGAAGAAAAUUCUAAGCAGACAAAAAGCAAUGAGACCCUGAAGCAAGCUCUACGGACUAAUGAUGAAAUGGAGAGUUGCCAGAAAAAGUGUAUCGAGCUGAAUUCUAAUACUUUGGAAUCUAAAUUAGUUAGAAUUUCUGAAGGUUUAAAUAAAGAUCCUCAAUCUGAGUCAACCAUAAAGGAUUCUAAACUAGAAAAUCCCAGCUUUAAUCAGGCUGAAGAACAUUUCAAGCAGAAAUGCAGCAAUAUAGAGCAAACAAUUCAAACUUUUAAUCUGAAACUCCUGCAGGAAACAGCAUAUUCCAAUGAAAAUUCAAAUUCAAAACAGUCAGUUGAAUAUUUUAAACAUAAAGACAAAUCUGUAAAGAGUGCUGUAGGUUUGGAAAAAGAGGAUGGCAAGUCCAAGCGGACAUGUGACGAGUCCAAGCAGACAAGAGAAGAGUCCAAGGAGAGGAGUGAUGAAUCUAAGCGGAAGAGUGAUCAGUCCAAGCGGAGAAGUGAUCAAUCCAGGUGGAGGAGUGACGAGUCCAAGCACAGAAGUGACGAGUCCAGGCAGAGGAGUGGCGAGUCCAAGCGGAGAAGUGACGAGUCCAAGAGGAAGAGUGACAAGUCCAAGGGGACGAGUGAUGAAUCCAAGGGGACGAGUGGCAAGCCCAAGGAGACGAGUGGCGAGCCCAAGGGGACGAGUGGCGAGCCCAAGGGGACGAGUGGCGAGCCCAAGGGGACGAGUGGCGAGCCCAAGGGGACGAGUGGCGAGCCCAAGGGGACGAGUGGCGAGCCCAAGGGGACGAGUGGCGAGCCCAAGGGGACGAAUGGCAAGACCCAGCAGGAAAGCCUUGAUCACAACCAGGAGGAUGCUAAAUAUAAAACAGAUGUUGACUCUGAACGAAACUGUUUCAAAAUUAAACAGAAAAUUGAGGCUAAUAAAGAUGACUGUCAUAGCGGUAGGAAUGGAGCUUCAGAUUCCAAGCAGAAGGAGUCUAGGUUUAAAUCUGAAAUGGCAACAGCUAAAAUAGAAAUGUCUAAAUCUGAACUUAAAACUCAUGACUCUGAAGACAAAGAUGAAACAUUAAUGAUGGACAGUGAGGGUUCUAAACAGGAAGACCUUCUUUUGAUAAAGGCAAAGGAAACCAAGAAGUCUGAGGGAGUUAAACAAGAUGUUAGGAUAUCUCAGAUCAAUGAUAAGUGUUGUAGAUGGGAUAUUUCUAUAGAGUCGAAACGAAGUGACAACAGAUCCCGGAAUACUGCUAAGGGUUCUAGAUGGGAUAAAACUACAAAGUCUGAACAAGAAGAAAAAAAAUCUCAGAAUGUUGGUAAAGGUUCUAGGUUGGAUAAUUCUAAGGAAUCUAAACAAAAAGAUGGCAAAUAUCAUAACAAUUCUAAUAACACUAAACAAGAGGAUAGCAAGUCGAAACAGCAAAUUAACUCCUCUAAGCCAGGAAGGGACACUAAGUCCAAACAAGAAAUUAAAGAUACUAAGAAGAAUUCACCAACUUUGCAGAAUGAUCCCUGUGACAUGGAAGGGAUGAUAGACAAAUACUUAGAGUCUAUAAGGAAAGAAUAUGCAACAACAACAAAGGAACAUGUACCUGAUAAUGAUGAAGUAUGUAAGAAGGUAAUUGGUAAGCGACACAAGUACAGGUUUAGCAAGGUGGUUAUAAUUGGAGAUUCUCGCAUCAAGCACUUGGAAGAUGUUGGGAUAAAGAGAACAUUUGGCCCUCUGGAGAUCAAGUGUGUGCCAGACUUGACCUUUGAUAAUCUGGAGGAAGCUGUGAAGCAUAAUGUUGAUAAAAGCAAUUGCCCUCAAGGAAUCUUGCUCAUCUGUAGUGUUGGCAUCUAUGAUGUGAUUGAGUUAAAUAACAAUUUAUCCUGCAAGGAAAUGCUUGACCAUGAACCAAUGGAACAAAUCUACUCUCGAAACUAUUAUAAAGCCUCAUAUAUUUCGAAUUAUGUGGUGAAAAUGACUAAAAGAUUAAAAGGAUUAUUGGGAGAUAGUUCAAGAGUCUACUUUACAAGUAUUCUUCCAGUACAUAUAAAUAAAUUUAAUGAGUGCCAAGCAAAAGCUCAUGAGAAAGCUACUGGACACAUCCCAGAUUUUCCACCUUUCAUAAAAAAGCAUUAUGAUAAUGUAGAAAAGAAUAUUAAUAAGGACCUGAAUAAAUUUAACGCCUCAGUCAUAAAAUUAAGUUUGAGAGGAGAUGGGAAAAUAAUUCCUUGGAAUAUUUUACCUUCUAAUUCAAGCAGAUGUCUGGAGGAUGGUAUAAACCCAUCAAGAGAUGCAGUAGAAAAGUAUAUGGUUCCAAUGUUAAAGUGUACCAUAAAGCAGUACCAUAUAAACAGGUACCAGGAAUUUGUUAUUAUUGGCGAUUCUAGAUUACAAAAAGUACAAAGACUGUGGUUCAAUAAUUAUGAAUGGAAAAUUUCUAUAUUUACACAGGGCAAGUUGUCCUUCCGAGCUUUGACUGAGGACAACCCCAUUGUGAAGGAAAUUUCAGGCAAGAAGGAUGCACUUAUAGUUCUUAGUUUAGGCAUGUAUGAUAUUAUAAACUUUGUUGCAGAAGAUGGGUGUGACUCCCAUAAGAUGAAAUUGGAAUUACCCUCAUUAUGUUUUGAGAACUUGGACUCAAGUGAUAAACUCUGGAAUGACUUUGUUAACUCACUGAAGAGCGUUGACGAACUUCUCCGUAAAGUAACGACUAACUGUGAUGUAAUAAUCACAACCAUUUAUCCAUUUGAUUUUCUGACCUUACAGAACUACUUGGUCAAGAGACACGCUGAAGAAACCGGACACAUUGUAACAAUUCCUUCACAAUCCAUGGAAAUAAAGGAAAAAUUAAACAGGAUUGGGCAGUUUAUAUUAGGAAUUAACAGGAUUGCAUUUACACUUGCUGAAGUGAAACAGUUGCCUGUCUGGGACUUUAACAGUUUAGUGUUUGGUAUUCACCUGCCAAAAGAUAAUGUUCCUUUGAUUGAUGGUUUCAAUCCAACUUCAGUUGUAGCAAGGAGGAUAGCUGAAGCUUGUGUGAAGUUUGCUAAGACUUCUCAGUAUGUCUGUUCUCCAAAGUUAAGUCUUGAUAAAACAGAGGACGAUGCUGACUUUGACAAGAUGCUUCAUGUGCGCCAGCCUCAUUUAUCAACUCUUUUAGAAAUCUAUAAUUUUGAUUUAUCUGUCCCACCACUUUUGAUUGAAAAGAAACGGAAAGGUAAAAGUGAUGAAAAAAACAGUUGUAAUGAUUACUACAGUUUUAUAAAACAAAAAGUACUUGUGAAAAUAUCUAGUGUUUUGAGAUUAAUACCAAAUGUUUAUAUGAGCAGGCCUUUGCCUAUUACAUUACUGCAAGAAAUGAAAAGAGAGAGCAGUAUAGACAACUGUGUAGCUGCCAGGGGGGAAACAUCAACAGCAAGUGCCAGUGAGAGUAGAGAGAGCACAUACAGAACUAAGAGUCGAGCCAAAUACUCCCGUCCUGAGUGUGCAUCUCCAUCUGCCUUGAGCUCAUCACCACAUAGACAUGUAAGUGAGAAAAUCAAGUUCAGAACUGAAAGACAACAUUGUUCUAUUAGAGCUGGCAGCUACAAUAAAAAUCGGCAUCUUGAUUCUGUCUCUCCAUCUUCCGUGCGUUUGUCAUCUCCAGAUUAUCAAAUAGGGAAAAAAACAAAAUUUAAAUGGGAUGAAGCAGACUCUGUUAUAAGGAAUAAAUUGGCAGGAAAUUACACAGUAAACUACACAGACAGUAGCUUUACUAUUUGCGAGGAUGAUACUCUAAAUAGAUUCAAAAGCAGUGAAUGGCUGGGUAGAAAUUAUAGUCCUAGCAGAAGCUGUAGUCCAGAGAGAAAGUAUAGUUCAGGGAGGGAAUCGAGCCCUUGGAAAUAUGGUAGUAAAUUCAGACGUAACAGUGGAGAUAUGUCUUACAGUGAAGAAGAAAGUUACUAUUAUAACCGAAAAAGUUAUAGUCCAGAAAGAAUUAGUAGGCGGGAGAGAUAUCACUCGCCUGUUAAACAGUAUCCUUUUGAUAGAGAUGAAACAUUCAGGCCAAAUCCAAGAAGAAGUUGCAGUCCAGUCCAACACUAUGCACAUAGCUCAAGUGAUCGGGUCAGCAGCGAGCGUUUGAGACAAGAUAGGCACCCCAGCCCAUGGAAGAGAGCGAUGCGCUCAUCUUCACUUUCUCCACAUUGGAAAAGAUCACGGCUGCGAUCACGAUCACAGUCAGGAUCACGAUCACAGUCACGGUCACGAUCACAGUCAUGGUCACGAUCACAGUCACGGUCACUGUCGCGCUCACGAUCCAUCUCGAGCUCUCGCUCGCAUUCAAGCAGAGGAAGAAGAACCAAAUAUGGUUCAAGCAGAGGAAGAAGAGAUGAGUCUGGUUCAAAGCAUUCAGUUAUUGUGCGUGCACUGCACUCUCUGCGUGAAGUUCACGACCGAGAGUGUGAUAUGUAUAGAAAAAACCCUAAAGCUCAUCCUAAUUACACUAAAGAGUAUCGAACAUUUGUUGACAAGAAGAGGGAGAGAAUUCUUUCACUCGGAGGUGAUCCAAACACAUAUGACAUGACAAGAGAAUGGGAAAUAUUUUGGCAGUCUCGUAUGGAAGCUAUAUUUAAUGAAUGUUGGACAGUCAAGAGAGACCAGUGUGUAUCAAUGCUGCCUAUUGAUAAAAGUUACUCCCGUUCCCCUUCUCCCUCUUCUAGUUGUUCUGUGUCUUCAGAUAGUUCAUCAGAUGCCAGCAAUUAUAAUUGUAGAAUCCUUCGUAGAAAGAGAGCUAAACACACUAGAUCAUUGAGUGCGCAUAGAAAGAAAAAAAUUAAGAAAAUUAGGAAGAAUAGAGAGAGAAGUAUUAGAAGUAGAGAUCCUUCCAGUCAUUAUGAAGACAAGGAAGUACUAGAUGAAAAGAAGAGGAAUGCCAAACAGAGAGACUUUACCAGGAAGGGAAGGAAAGAUGACCACUUCCAGAGUCCCAAAUGUUCAUCAAGUGAAACAUCUUGGGAUAAUGAUCUCGCUGGAGAGAAAGGAAGUAGUGGUGUUGCUAACCAAAAAUUAAAGAAUGUAAAGGAUACUAAGGAAAAGUUGGGUAUGGAAAAGAUGGAAGGAAUUAUUAAUGAACUUUUACAACAAGUUAUUGAACCCGUAAAUCCAAAUGAACAUGUUACAGCAACUUCAGAAAAGACAAGCUCUAAAUCUGAAGAUUUGCAGAAAACAUGGGAUGGGAGGUUGUCUCUGAAGGAAGGUCAGUUGAACCUCCUUGCACCCAGGAAUUUAACUGAAGAUGAAGUCUCUUCGACAACUCCUUCAGAAGGGUUUUCAGCUGAAGUAAUUAAAGUUUUAGAAUUAUUGAGUCAUUUAGGUGAAAGAUUGGGAGCAUUACAGAGCUCUGUGAAGUUACUACAUGAGAAGGCAUUAAAGCUGAAGUCAAAUGGUCUGGACACAAUGAAAAUUUUUGAUGAAAUAGAUAACAAAAUUCUUUUACAUAUGGCAGCAGAUAAAUUAAGAAAUGCACUUCAGGGUGACAAACUAAACCUCAUUCAGAAAAUCAUUACAAGUGAAACUGAGCAAAAACUAAGCCUUUUACUUGAAAAAGAAAAAGAUCGAUCUUUGCUCUAUGAUUUAAAUGUUGAUAGCAUAGCUAAUGCUUGUCUUGGAAAAAGUUCAGCUGAGACUACAACCUUUAUUGAAAAUGCUUUGAUGUAUCUUGGUCACACUGAAGUUCCUCAGGAUCAGUUAAUGAGAAUUCACAUGGCAGUUAAGACGGAACAAGCAAAGAUAUUUUCCCUUUCAAAGAAUGUGCCUCAAGGUAUAGAUUGUGUAGUUAGUAAACCAUUACAGAUACCUGUGCCACCAGGAAAGCCAAGUCAUCAUGAUGCAGUGCCAAUAUCACAACAAUACACCUCUGUUCCACCUCCCUCUUUAGGAUCUGCCACCUAUUCUCAGUCUCACAUAAGAAAUUUAUGUCUGCCUUAUCCUGUUGCUCCUGGACAAGAAGCUGUCCCAAAACCUGUUCAUACAAUAUCACAAGCUCCACCUCAACCUAUUGCUAGUACAUCACAAACUGCACCACACACUAUUGCUUCUACACUACAAAUGAUACCUCAGCCUGUUCCUCCACCUGUCAUUAUGCCAGGAAGUCACACUUUUGGCUCUUCAACUCACACUGCAAGAACUGUAGUCAGUGACAAAUUGUCAUUAACUGAUUUUCUUUCUUCAAUAUCAAGUUCCACUGUAAUGAACAGUGUAAAACCAUCUUAAGGUUUCUUAAUUAGGUAUUCCCAGUGUAGUUUUUUAUCAUCUAUUUUUCUUCUUUUGACAUUUUCCUCCAAUAUCUCAUGUUAAGCCUCUUUGUAUUAAUUUGAAACUAAAAUUUAAUACUGUAGUUGAGUUUGAGCCCCAAAAAGUUAGGUUGCUAUUAGCCCCUGGCAGCUAUUUUCUAUUUUGUUAUUUGAUAUUUUUAGCUUUUCAUUGUACUAACUUGAAACAUACCAUGUUUACUCAUCACCAUGAAAUUGAGUUUCCCUUCUGUGGGAACCCACGUCGGCUCCCUGAAGCUGUCUUACUGAUCAAGUGCCAAAUUACGUGAGUGUCAUCACUCAGAGUUCUUUGUAUGCCUAUCAUGGGACCAUGAGCCAGAACCUGGUCCCCUCAGAGAGGCACAGGGAGCAAUGGUCUAUGAACACUUUACAUGUAAAGUACAAUAUUGUCAUCUUGCCAUCAACCAGGGAAGGCACCCAGAAAGGUAGGCGAAUCAGAACAGAAUACUGCCUUGGUGAAAAGUGUGACCUACAUCCUCAAAAGUGCAAAAGAACUCUCUCAUAAAGCAAACAAACAAGCAAAGCUUUGUCCAACUAACCCCCUCCCCUCCCAUAAGCGCCCUCCCCCAUCCUGGGCGUGAGUAGGUCGGGUCACCCCGAGUCAGUUCUUUGAUACCGUGCCAAGUGGUCGCUGGUUGAUUUGGGGUCUUCUGUUACGGACUGCCAUCUCUUUUUUGGGCUGAGAUUUACCACCUUCCUGGUUAUUCCCUGUUUUCCUUCUCUGUGGGUUCUUCUCAUGUCCUCCUUCGGGGAGCUGACGGGGCUUCCCACAGAAAACCAGCGUUGAAUGUAAUGGAACGCCAGUUUCUAGGUGAGUCCCGGAGGCCCCCCCUGGCACCCUCCCUCCCUCCCUCUGGUCGGUGGUUUUCAUCAUUCAAAGAACUGAUUGGGGGUGGCCCAAUUUACCCAGGCUGGCUCUUCCUCCCUCCUGAAGGGGAGGGAUUGGCGCUAACCAGCGGGGGGGUUAGUCGGAUGAAGUUUUUCUUGCUUGUUUUCUUUAUGGGGGAAUUCUUUUGUGCUUUUUAGGAUGUAGGUUGUACGUUUCAACCAGGCAGUAGUCUGUAUUGAUUCGCCUACCUUUCUGGGUGCCUUCCUUGGUCAAUGGCACGAUGGCAUACUUUACAUGUAACGUGUUCAUGUGCCAUUGCUCCCUUCACCUCUCUGAGGGGACCAGGUCCUGGCUCAUGGUCCUCAAUAGGCAUACAAAGAACUCUGUGACUGAUGACAUUCAAGUAGUAAGGCACUUGAUUAGUAAGAUGGCUUCAGGGGUACUCCGGGGUACACCCAGAUACUAGCAUUUCAUGACAUUCAAUGCUGUUUUUUAUUGAGCUGCCUAGUUCAAUGCCAAAAUUUUUGGUACAUUUGUUUUUUCUAUCUCUGUACAGUAUGUGGAGAAUGCCUCAUUAUACAGUAUUUAUUUUAAACUUAAAAUAUGGCAAUGGUGAUCGAAACUGAUCUUAAUCCGUGAUAUUUAGCAGUCUAGUCCAAUGAAAGCUAUUGCUUUUAUGUAUUAACUUGUUUACAGAUGGAAUGGGUGAUUUGAACAUUCAUUCCUGAAUCUAGAACUUUAAUCGCCAGUUAGGGGGACAAAGCAAUAAAAAACUGCCCACCAUGUUCCCCCCCCCCCCCCCCUCCUCUCCUAAAAAAAACUUACUUGCACUAUAUCCACAUAACUUAUGUGUCCACAACCAUUUAAUACACUAUACAGUACUGUACUGUACUAUACUAUGUAUUAUCUUCAAAAAACUUGGUCCAAAUAUUUAUAUCUUGAUUAUAAUAUUCUGAAACUGACAUUCUUUCCUACUGUCCCCACGGGACACUUGGCCCUUGAAUGAAUGCUUGGUGAAUCCGAUACCAUCGAUGUUGCUCGCCUUUUGUCUUUUUCUUUUUUCUUGUAUUUGAAUCCUGGGUGAUAUUUAGCACCUUUUGAAUAUCCUGCAAUACAGAUGGUGCUACAUAGUCUUCCUGGCUUGGCAUCUUCUUUUAAUAGUUGCAAGCUUAAAGCUGAUAUUACUCAAUUAGUGAAUUCAUUAUAAAACCUGAAAUUCUUAUACAGCACUACCUAUUCUAAUUAUGCUACUGGAUUCAUUAUACAGGUGGUCCUGUGAUUUAGUGGUAUUGAAUUACACUUGUUCAGAGUUAAGUGGGUUUGCUCUUUUAUACCAAGUUUAAGAAUUAUGUAUGUGGAAAAUUGAUUAGUAAAUAUAAUGUCCACUAUUUCUCAGGUUAUCUGUGUUCUGUGGCAGUGGGUCAGGCUUCCACACGUACAUUUUACUCUCAUUCUCUGAACUCAUGCAGGUAUUCAUUAAAUUAAAUGUACAAUCUUUCCCCCACAUUCAUUAUAAUACAGUACAGUACAUAAACACAUUAUAGACAGCCCUUGAUUUAUGCAGAGAUUAUAUUUUUGUAAAAUCUAUGUAAUGUGAGACCUGCACAGCUGAAAUUUAAAGGUUUACGGUACUGUAUGAGGAAAAUAGUGUUAUAUUUGAGACCUCAAUGAACUGCCUUUUUCAAUUCAUGCUCAACAAAACACCUAUGGGACUUGAAACAUUAUAUAAAAUACUCCCUCUGCUUUCUAGCCAUAAUACAGUACAUGAUGAAGUCCACAGUGCUUGAAGGUGCAUUAAUCCAAAAAUAUAAUGCAACAUUUUGUUAAACAAAAAAAUGUUGUGUAGAGACUCAAUGAAAUGGAAACAAUGAAGUAAACCCACAGAUAACUUAAUAUAGUAUGUGCUUGACCUGUAUAACACAAUUCUGAACUUUGUAUGAAACUUAAAUAGUUCAUAACACUGAUUGGUGUUUUCCAAUAUUUUGCAAACCAGGGGCUGCCUGUGUUGUAUUUUAACUAAUUGAUUGUGUAGUACUCACUGAAGUCAUUAUAUUCCAGAUACUCAUUUCACUCAUUACACUUCCUGAACUCAUUGCAGUACACUGCUCUGUGUGCCAUAUCCUGAUAUAUGCCAUCUUCAGGAUUCCUCUCUUGAUUGGUAAUGAUUACAAUAUAUGUUAUCUUCAAAAUUUGAUGCAGCUAUGAUUGGAGAUCAAAUAUUUGACUAUCUGACAACUUCUCUUAAAAAAUUUAUGUCACGAUAGAACAUAACUGCAAACUUCACAUAAAGUUUUCUCGCCACUCUUGGCUAACCCAAUAAACAAAAUAUCACCUGACUUUAAAGGAUUACUGCAAACUAAUCAAUUAAAAUUUAUUUUUUAUUCGAAGCUUAACUACAAAAAUUGUGUUUUAAGUUUUAAAAUACAUAAGGUGAUGGAAGGAUCUGGAAAUGCAGAAUCUUGUUUAGCAUCAUCAUUGAAACUGUAAGCCAGUGUAGUAAGCUCUUUCUAGAAUAUUGAAAUAAUCAUGUACAGCAGCUGCAUACUCUUGUAUUCUGUUUGACUGCAACACCCAACAGCAAUAAUGUAUUUUAUAUUACUGUACUGUAUAAUCUUUCAUCUCUCCCAUAAUUAAAAAAGCUUUAUUGAUCAGAAAAUCUGGGAGCCAGGACCAUUUUAGUUCUCUACAAAGUCAACUUAUAUAUAUACUGUAUAUAAAAACAAAUACUGUAUAUUGCACCAACAGAUGAUGGUGCACAAGGCAUCAUACUGAUACACUUAUUAAUUGUUAGAAAUGCACUACUAUAUUUUUCUUGUUAAAUAUUUUAAGUGCUGGUUAUACAGUACAGUAUGUUAUUUUUGUAUUUAUCGUGGAUACAAAGGAACGGUGUCCACCAGAGCUUUAAUAAUUUUCUUGUUCACACAAGUUAAAGUUGAUAUUUAAGCUUUUACCGUCAUUCUAUUAUCUAUUACUGUAUUAUCUCAAUUUUAUGUAAUUGGAACAUGGUGGCAUUAGUAAGGCCUGUUAAUUUUUCUGAUACAUUUUCUUUUGAUAAUUACUUGGUCCCGAGUAUUUUGGAUUAAAGACAUCAUUUAUUAAGGAAUGUGUUUUCUCUUGUUGAAUGCUUCAACAAUACAAAAACAGCUGUUUAAAGUUAUUAAAAAUCAGAUCAAUAUUAUAAAAAUUAGUUAGGUUUUGUAUGUGUCACGCAGAGUGCAGGGGGGAGGGGGAAUACAGUUUGAACAUAGUUCAUAUAAUUACAUACAGUACUCAGUAUUUAAAUAAUUUGUCACAGCUAUUCCUGGAAUUAUUUGUGGAUUACAUUAAGCAAAAUUAUACAGAAAAUUUGUUUAACAGAAUGAGGGCAGGAAAAUUUGUGUGGGUUCCUUUUCUGGUCAUUACACAGUUGUAAUGACCACUAGGCCACUUCUUCAGUUUGAUAUACUGUACUUUUAAAUCUUAAACUGAUAUUUAUUUCUAUUAAUAUUCAAUGCAUUUUGGUAUUAUAAAGCAAUUUAUAAAUUGACCUCCAUAACAUUAGUCUUCAUUCAUAUACAAAACUAUUUUAGUUUCUUGCCUUUAUACCAUGUACAAUGAAGUCUUUAAUCCCCCUCCCCUCCACUGUCCUGAAAUGUCUUUUCUUUGAAAAUUUACACCAAUUCACAAGCUGCUGCUAUAUUUAUGGACAAGUUAAACUCUGCAGAUGCCCAUUAGCUUUAUUACUCUAUAUUUUGCAAUAGAACCUUAAGGUAUUGCUUUCUGCCAGGUAUGAAUAUUUUUACUAUGGGUUUUACAAGAUUUUAUGGGAGAUGAAAACAGUUACUUCUCGUGUAUCAGUUAUUGUUAUUUUAAGCUCUUUCAGUGCUCAUAUGACCCCAGAGGCUUUUUUCAAACGUGUCUCACCCUUGAUGAUAGAAAUCCAACAUGCCUUGUUGGAUGCCUUGUAUCUCAUUUUUAGUAGAUAUAAGGCAGUAGAGGUUUGCGGGGUUCUCAGCCAUAGUGGUGUUGUCAUCAAUCACCUUGUUGAGACCACUUUAAAGAAGUUGUUUGUUCCUGUCCCAUUUCCCAGAAGCAAGUUUCAUAGAUUUCUAUCCUGUCUUUCAUAGCAUGUUCUAAAUCCAUUGGAGAGAGAUGUGGUUAGCCAUUGUAAAGACUGUCACAAUAAUGUGGAUAGAAACAGUGCGUAUUGUAACUCAACCAACACAUGAAAUGUAAUUAAAGUGGUGACAUUUUGGUCCAUCUUGGACCCUUAGGAAGUCAAAAUGGAGCAGCAGCAUUAUUUCAUAUGUGGAUUGGGUUAUUUGGUUAGCGAUUACAAAUAAAAUACAUAGUAUACUAUCAAGUGUGACCUAAUAUCAUAUCCUUCCUCCUGUCACUGAGGCAGACUGUGGGAAACAUCUCUAGCUAGGUUACAUAUUUGUCACACAGGAUUUACUCUUGGACACUUACUGGAACAGUAACCUGUAUCCUACUUUCAUAACAACAGUCAUCUCCUUGUAGAAUGCCCUGGUUUUCAGGGUUAUCUUUUUGAGGUGAUUUCGAGGCUUAGCGUCCCCGUGGCCCGGUCCUCGACCAGGCCUCCCUUUUGUCACACAUCCCCAGGAAGCAGCCUGUAGCAGUUGUCUAUCUUCCAGGUACCUAUUUUACUGCUAGGUAACAGGGGCACCAGGGUGAAAGAAACUGCCCAUUUGUUUCCGUCUCCACCAGGGAUCGAACCUGGAACCUCAGAAAAAAAUGACUUGCACUUCGGAUUACGAAUUCGAAGCGCUGUCCACUCAGCUGUUAGGCCCCUAGCAGAAAGUGAUCAGAUAUUAUAAUUUCACGCUUCUUAAAAAUUAUAUGUUCCUCGAUAAAAUCUUCUGUGAAUCCGACUUCACUGACAAAGCUCAUCUUUUAUCAGUGUGCUCUUGUCUUGGCAUCCUGAGUGAUAUCUGAGUACCAUUAUACAUGUAUCACUAAUGCGAACAAGCCUGAACGGUCUCCAGGCAUAUAUGCAACUGAAUUAUAGUUAUGUAUCACUAAAUAACAUUUUCUUAAGACUGCUGUAAUAAUAUCUUAUCAGCAUUCAUGCACAGAAAUUGUAAUUUCUUAUAAAAUAAUAACUACAUUGAUAGAACUUUAUAAGGGAAGAUGUAUAGAUAUUUGUAUUAAAAUCCCCAGAAAGUAAUGAUCCAUUGUGAAUAAUAUUGCAAAGUCAAAAAAAUUUUAUUGCUUAAAUUCUUAGCACAAGAGGCACUUACUUUAAAUGCUGCCAUUAUUACAUACUGAACUGGGGAAAAUCUGAAUCCAUUGUCAUAAUUAUACAAAUACUGUUCUUAACACACUAUUAUUUUUGUAUCAUUGCAUUAUUUGGUAUUAAUGUGUUAAACUGUAUAUAUGUCAAUAAGUGCGAAGAGUUUGAAUUCUGUAGAGAGUAGUGACGAGUAUUCAAGACAUAAUUUUUUUGUUAAGUAUAUUGUACAGUAAUACAUAAGACAAUUGUUUUCUACCUCCUGCACCUAGCUCCAGUUGGUGUGAUAUAUUUUAUAUGUAAAGAUAAAAUUGGGUACAGUUUUCAGAGUGAUUACUGUGCUGGACUAGCAGUCCAAGGGUCUUGUAGCCAAACUGGUUUGUUGUGAAAAUCCAACUGGUUCACAUCGCCUAGAGAUGGUCUUUCUUUCUCAGUCGGCAAUCAUCAAUCCAGCACCAUGAAAGGGUUGAACUUUAAAUUCUUCUGUUCCCUCCAUUGUGAAGGAACUUGUCUAUGCUUGGAACCUGCUCCAAGAGAAGAGUAGUAGAGUUUGAUAGCACAUUAUAUAAUGUAUCAUACUUAAAAAAAAUUCAUUGCAUUGAUCUUUCACUUUUGUAUAGAACUUGCAAACAUGUAAUUGUAUUGUACUAUAUUUGUUUCUGAAAAAAAUAUGCACUUUCAUAUUAAAAGUUAUGUUUUUGGCUGAGUAAAAUUAAUAACAUUCUUAUGGAAACUGAAUUUCACAAUGCAUGGUUUCCCUAUCCAUAUGUCCAUAGUAUAUUUUCAGUAUGGGAAAAGAAAAAAUUGAUAUCUUGUAAGAUGAACCUUUUAGGCUUUAUUCACCAAGUCCUUGAACUUGGCCAUUUGCCAACAAUUUAAUCGUGCAGUUCAGUUCAAUACUCGCCAAAGUAUUUUAUUGGUAAGAGCAUAGUCUACAGUAAAUAAAAUAACAAAGCUAAAACUUUUUAUUGUGAAAACAUUUCGGAAAUGAGACAAUUGUACAUUUUGCACAUAGUUAUAAAUAGUUAUGGCUGUAAGACAAAACUGAAGUUGCUGACAUAAUGAUGUAAGUAAAAAGAUGUGUGCAGGAGUUUAAUGUUGUGAUACAUUAACCUUCUCUUAGUUUCAUGUACAGUGUAGUACAUAUUUUAAUUUUUCUAAUAUAGAAUAGCAUCAUUCCAUGACCUGAAGGGUGUAAACACAUAUUAUGUAUGUAUACAGUACAUAUGUAGUUUAAUUAAUUGUCGCUACAGAUAUUAUAAAAUGUUAAUUUGUUGAAUUUUUUGUUAAUUAUAUAAGUUAAACCUCUGGUGAUUAAAUUUACUAUACUGUACUUCAUGUAUUAAUGUUUUUUUUAUCAAAGCCAAUUAUAUCCAUUGCAAUUAUUCUACACUUCUGAAUAAAAAGUUUUUAACCAUGAGUAAUUUUUUUUUAUCUGCUAAUCAGUUGUUAGAAUUUUUUGUUUGACUAUAAAUGUAAUGAAGAGCACUUGCAUAUGUAUUAUAAUAAAUUGUUUAUUCUGAAGAA
Messenger RNA from Procambarus clarkii (red swamp crayfish), 16387 nucleotides. RefSeq lists its product as uncharacterized. The record is from RefSeq and is a predicted model, not a curated record. NCBI's taxonomy places the organism in Eukaryota, Metazoa, Arthropoda, Malacostraca, Decapoda, Cambaridae.